GGUGACGCAUUUUUCCUCCAUCACUUGACUGUCAAGUGUCACAAUAUGCUUUUCGAAAAUGUUUCCUACUCUUCAGUGAUUAAUGGCCUCGCCAGAGAUCCGGUCCUGGCCAGUUUAUAACAGUCGUCAUAUACGUGCUUUUUGAGUCUAGACAGGAAGUUCUCUGAUUUGCAAGACACCAAGCUGUUAAAUUCCUCUGCUCUUUGCCUAUCCUUGAAUCAAAAUCAAACUUGAUCAUGGCCUACAAAGGACGUACUCGCCAAGAUCUCUCCCAAAACCAGCUUGGAACCGCCGCUGCCUCGGCUCCUAACCCAAUGGCUGCCAUCACUUCGCUCCCCAACCCCGUUAACACGGCCAAUUAUCUCGUCUUUUACAACUCUCCCAACAACCGGCUCGCCGCUGUCCAGCAGGCCUUGUCUAAUCUCGGCGGACCGCUGUCCGACGCUGGAGCCGCGGCGAAUACCAAUAUCCACUCGGGCUUCGUCGCCAACCCUUCUACACUGACCUCGGUCCUUUUCCAAAGCACGGUCAAUGUCUACGGCGUGCUCGAUGGGACAACCAAGGGCGAUCUCUUCAUCUGCCGCCUGAGCCCUGGCUUCGAGCUCCUCAACAUCGGGAGCCCGCCCGUGUCAACUCCCAGCAGCAUCGCGGCCUGCGGCGACGGCGGCCAGAACGGCACGCUCUUCUACCUCGCGGUGGACGGCACCAUCAGAUUCAUCACCCUCCCUGGGACUCAGACUACUUCCAAGCCGACGCCAAUCAGCCUUUCCCUCAACCCAACUACCUAUCUCGGUGCAGUCUAUGGCACUUUCACCGGAAAGUCGGCCGACUCAUACGUUGGUCUGCAGACCACCCAGGGACGCGUCUACGUCUGCUCUGGGUUCAGUGAGAUCUCCGCCCCCAUCCAGCAGAGCAACGGACUGAAGAACACGCCCAUCGCCAUGGUCUUCGUCAACGGCAACCUGAUCGUCUACUUCCUGGGCCCCGUGGGCUCGGGCCCGGACUCGAACACCUCGCCCGUGUGCCGCGCCGUGACGGACAACCUGCUGAACGGCUUCUACUUCUCGCUGCUGGACACGGCGCCUUCGCCCAACGGGUACACGCAGCUCACCGCGUUCCCGGCCCCCGCGCCCGGCGGCGGCAGUCCCUCGUCGGUCAUCCUGAGCUACGUCCAGGACAGCAGCAACCAGCUGGUCAGCUGGGAGGAUGACCUGACAGGUAUAAAGGACGGUAGACAGUAUUAAGAACUCUAAAUUUGCCAAUGUCUUUUUACUGGCUGGUUUGGGACCCGGAAAAGUGUGUAAGGCCUUUUGGGUUUGGCAGGUCUCUGGAACUUGCAGCUCGAAGACCAAGUAAUUGGUAUGGAGUUCAGCCAUUAAUAUGCUCCGCCAAUCAUUGUAAUACGAAAGACAUCUUUGCCUCCUAGAGGCUUAUUUUUCGACGAGUUAUGUAAUUCGGCACCGUCACACCCUGUCGGCUGUAAAUGAAGCCAUUGCGGCGACUCUUUGUUGACCCAUCCAAGCCUCCUCUACCAAGCGAUGGCGAUGGGUCCUUGCCGGUGCAUCGCAUCCAUAGGUUGGAGGCGGUACUUUACGACUCGUUGAACUUCCCGAUGGAAUAGUUUUAGGCCAUCUGUGUUUCCA
Molecule: messenger RNA, 1643 nt
Organism: Phialemonium atrogriseum
Lineage: Eukaryota; Fungi; Ascomycota; Sordariomycetes; Cephalothecales; Cephalothecaceae
Exons: 4
Coding region: 237-1244 (335 amino acids)
Source: RefSeq, a predicted model, not a curated record